AGAUCUUUCUUCCUCUCAGGAAGCCAAGAUGAGCGACGGAGCAGAAAACGAAGCAUGGCAUGACUGCAGGCAGGAUGCAGACGUCGAGGACGUUCAGUUCAAUUUAGAAUGUGACGAGUCGAGCGCUGGCAAUGAAGCGCAGGAUGCAAGGAGCAACACAGGUGCCUCGAGACAAGAUUCAUCGAAUCCAGUCCAGCAUGAUCGAUAUGACCGGGAGGUUCCAGCAGCAAGCACUGUAGACAACAGUUGGACUCAAUCCCAGCAGCACGGCAAUCCCUUCGCUAACAUGCAGACUUUUCAAUUCCAUGGAUUCCCUGGGUUUCAUGGUGGGGUUGGAAUGAUGCAGCAUGGAGGAAACUUCACGACAAGCACGGGAGUCGGAGCACAUGGGAUGAUAAUCGACAUACCGAUGGAUCAGAGCAUCCCUGACAUCUCUGUUGGAGUACUAGGAGUUCCUGUUUCCGUAAGGAUGGACUCGCUCGAUCUGUUCGCAGGGGAUUCAGAAAAUUUCUUCAACAACUUCGAUCCCCUGCUGCAGGCGAUGCAGGCAAGCUUCAACCUGUCUCAAGGAUAUAAGCCCAAGGCAAGUGCGCGAGCUCUGGAGUUUGUCCCAGCCAUCAGACUCGAGAAGGGCGAGACGAUUGAGUGUCCGAUCUGUGCCGACGUGCUGAGGGACGGGGAUUGGGGGGCUCGCAUGCCAUGUGGGCAUUACUUCUCACUUGAGGAGCUUGCCAAGUGGCUAGCUGUGAAUAACACAUGCCCUGUCUGUCGGUUCGAGCUCCCGUCGACCGAUGAGGAGUACAACAGGAACAAGAAACUUUCAUAUGAGGACUUGAGAAAUUCUUUUGAGAACAUCUGCAAGGCGCCCAAUGACAUAAUGGCGACAAGAAUCAAUAGUGCGAGACAAGUUUUCCUAGACGGAGUUCUGUCUGCAGCUCUGGAUGAGGUGCACGCCGAUAUGGGGGAGGAGAAUGUACAUAGAUCAGGUGAAGACUUGGGGGCCAAGGAGUCGAAGUCUUGUUGUAAAUGCUUUAACGUAGAUUCUGAAGAGAUUGAGGAGGAGCUGCAACAGCUGGCAGAUCAUUUCUUAUUCGAGCAGGUGCAGCAGCGGCAAAGGAUGGAAGUUAUGUUAGACUUAGACUAGAGUUGGUAGAGAAACCACGACAACAACAACUUCUGCUUUC
Guillardia theta CCMP2712 is the source of this 1184-nucleotide messenger RNA. RefSeq lists its product as hypothetical. The record is from RefSeq and is a predicted model, not a curated record. Lineage: Eukaryota; Cryptophyceae; Pyrenomonadales; Geminigeraceae. Bases 29 to 1144 code for a protein of 371 amino acids. The transcript has 17 exons.